AUUGGCCAAUCGCAUUUCUCCUCCAUUUGCUUGGGAUCAAGUCGCGUAAACUGACGUUGCUGCUUCAACUUGCGUGGCCACGAGAAUCCCAAAUAACUUCCAAAUGUCUACGUUGACGCAAGUGCAGAGCAACAAAAUUUUCGGAGGAUGGCAGAAAGUGUGUUCGCAUGACAGCACAGAAUUGGGAUGCAAAAUGAAAUUUGCCAUCUUCUUGCCACCCCAAGCCGAGGAGGGUUCUGUCCCAGUUGUCUAUUGGUUAUCCGGCCUCUCAUGUACGGAGGCGAAUUUUACUGAAAAAGCUGGAGCUCAGAGGCACGCUGCACAGCACGGUGUACUGCUUGUUAUACCAGAUACUAGUCCAAGAGGACUGAGUAUUCCUGGAGAGGAUGACAGUUAUGAUUUUGGCAGUGGCGCAGGAUUCUAUGUGGACGCAACAUGUGAACCAUGGAAGGAGAAUUACAGAAUGUACAGUUACAUUACCAAAGAAUUGCCAGCUCUAAUCAAUAAAGAAUUCCCAGCUUUGCCAGAUAGGCAAUCUAUCAUGGGCCACAGUAUGGGAGGACACGGUGCUUUGAUAUGUGCUCUUAAGAAUCCUGGACAGUAUAAGGCAGUCUCGGCAUUUGCACCCAUAAGUAAUCCAAUGGAAUGUCCAUGGGGAAAGAAAGCUUUCUCAGGAUAUCUGGGAGAAGCGAAACAUGCAUGGAAAGAGUGGGAUGCCACGGAAUUGGCAAAAAAGUACAACGGCCCACCUCUAGAUAUUUUAAUCGAUCAGGGCAAGGAGGAUCAGUUCCUGAAACAAGGACAACUGUUACCGGAGAAUUUACUACACGCUGCAAAGGACAACGGCAUAGCGCUCGCUCUCAGAUUUCAAGAGGGCUACGAUCAUAGCUAUUAUUUUAUAGCUACAUUUAUCGAGGAUCAUAUUAAACAUCACAUGAAAUUUCUUAAAAGCUAAGACCCGCCUGAUGUUACUGUUACUUUAUGAAACAAUAAGAUUUUGAGAUUAACAAUCUACAUAUUUUUUACAGAAACAAAUUAAAAAAUUAAAGAAUUGAAACUUUUCUAAAGUCAAGUUGAAGUUGUAUAACU
Messenger RNA from Dinoponera quadriceps, 1089 nucleotides. RefSeq names its product S-formylglutathione hydrolase. The transcript is spliced from 4 exons. Gene Ontology annotation, cellular component: cytosol. The record is from RefSeq and is a predicted model, not a curated record. Gene Ontology annotation, molecular function: S-formylglutathione hydrolase activity. Gene Ontology annotation, biological process: formaldehyde catabolic process. The coding region runs from base 104 to 955 and encodes 283 amino acids. NCBI's taxonomy places the organism in Eukaryota, Metazoa, Arthropoda, Insecta, Hymenoptera, Formicidae.